AUGGCAUCGGAACCCGGCCCGGACGACGGAGGAGGGCAAUUUGGCUGCCCUCAGCAUUUGAUCCUAGUAUCCAAGUUCCACGACGAGCUGGACUCGCUCGACUUCCACAACUACGGCUUGAUCAGCGAGACCGGGCUUUACGUGCACUUCCGUUCCGUCGACGACUACGACUAUAAAUUCGACGGCGAGAUGCGCUUGUGGCCUUUGGCGCUUAAGUAUUUCGGGUCGUUCGGCUACUGCCACUGCAACUACGACCACGAUAUCAUCGGCCGGGUUGUGGGCACAAUCCUGUUCGCGACCAUGACUACGAAUCCGGUGGCGAACCGCACGUGCAGUCUCGCCCGUCCACUACAACUUCGACUAUCAGAGUUUGCCUCGGCGCCUGCGAACUCGGUCUCGCUCGACUUGCUGUACGUGCAGUUCCGUCCGCUUUCGACAACCCCCAACUCGCUCUCGUUCGUCUACUACAACUUCGACUCGACCGGCGGGCUGUACGACAAAGAACACCUAGUCCAUCGACUACUUGUACAACUAGACUAUGAACUCAGCAUCAAGUCAUUCGUGCAGGCCGGUCGGGCCCCAAUUCGGUCGAGUAAAGACCUUGAUGAAGUCCUGGUGGGCGGGCCACGAGCUCGGCCGGGGAAAGAUCUUGACGAAGUCCUGGUCGAGGUGAUCCACCACGGACUGCGCGGAUCAAGCCGCUCGGCUACUCCGAGACUAUGGGCUUUGUGUAUCCGGCCGACCGGGAAGUCGCUGACAUAUUUGGUAGACCUGAGCACCGACGAGCAGUACAAGUACGAGGGCAAGCUGCCGCGCAGCAUGGCGCACUUCCCGCGGCGAGUGAGCGAGUUCGUCGACAUCUUUUUCCCCGCACGUCCAUGGUAUGUGCAUCUGGUGCUCGAUCCUACUGGUGCUGAUGAAUCUGAUGAUCGAGGCGUGGUUCUUCCUGACGAGCGCCCUCACACGCUAGUAGUGAACGAAUAUCGUGCUGACGAGUUCGACUUGCGCGUGUAUGCCGGUAUCAACUACUACAUGCACGUCAACAAGAAGAUGGACAUCUACUAUCUCAGCAUCCUUAACAGCAAGAAAAACGACAAGCUGAACGAGUACAUCAACCUGCUCGGAAUGAAGGACAUGGCGGACCAGAUCGUUGAUGGCAGCUGGCAGUUGAAGCGGCUGAAGGCUGGCGAGGAGUUUGAGGCGUUCGACGAUUUCGUGAGGCACUACAAGUGCUAUGGCAAGUCCAUCAUCAAGGCCACGGCCAACACGUUCGUGGGCUCCAUCUUUCUACGCUCUUCACCAAUGCGCAAUGUGUUCACCCCUCCUGUUCUGAACCACGUCGUCAUGAGACUGUGGCUUGGCGUGUUCUUCGCAUCACGCCUUGCGAACACCACCAUGCUACCCCACAUGCACUUCUACAUCGAGUUGAUCGAUAUCCGACUGGCGGUGUCCAAGGCCGUGGACAUCUCCAACCUCUUUUCGCGGAUGUCGACAAAGUGCUGCGGUUUAUUUAUGAUAGUCGGCUAUCUACACCCGGUACUGCGGGGGUACGACCCAUCAGGGUUGCUGCCUUUGCCGGACUCGCGUGCGUCUGCUAUCAGGAAUUUCGUGUACCUUGAGAAGGAGCAGACUACGGCGAUGUUUUACAGCAAUCGCUCUCUUAACCCCAUCCGUGACUCGCUGAAAGACUUGUACGUGUGA
Molecule: messenger RNA, 1701 nt
Organism: Phytophthora sojae
Lineage: Eukaryota; Oomycota; Peronosporomycetes; Peronosporales; Peronosporaceae
Exons: 11
Coding region: 1-1701 (566 amino acids)
Source: RefSeq, a predicted model, not a curated record